AUGUUGACGACGAGGAGGCUUAGGAAAACCAACGACGGCUGGCGGGCAAUCGGGCCAAUAAUGCCCUUGCAAUGUGAGCGCUGCGGGAAGAUCCACUAUAACAUGGAUUUUUGGACCUACGGCGAUUAUUCAGUGGUUUGCGGAAAAUGCUAUUCAAAUGGGAACUACGGCACCGCUCGUGGCUGCUGGAAACGAGCCCGAUCAACCGGAGAAUAUGAAGAGGUUCGGGUCUGGAAUCCAACGGUGGCAAACCUCACAUUAAUGGCCCUUGGAAGUUCCGCACCUGAAAUCCUGCUCUCCAUCAUCGAAAUUGUUGGCAAUAACUUCCAUUCGGGUGACUUGGGUCCCGGGACGAUUGUUGGCUCUGCCGCCUUCAACCUGUUCUGCAUCUCCGCAAUCUGUGUCCUCACCGUCGGCAAGAAAACCAAACGAAUUGCACUCUUCAAAGUGUUCUGCGUGACGGCCUUCUUCGGAACCUUUGCCUAUAUUUGGCUUCUCAUUUCAGUCCUCGACGCUCUUCCGGCUCCAGAAGAGGGUGACGUCCGGAAAAUGGCCCGAGAUGUCGCUCGAGUCUACCCAGGGCUUGAAGCCGAUGACCAGGCCAAGAUUCUGGCGUACCGGCUAAACCAGAAUAAGGUCCGCGACCGUCUCUACUACCGUAUCCGCGCCAUUCGUCAAUUGACGUCUUCCUGGAAGAAGACCGACGAGGAGAAGGAGGUCCAGGAAUUGGAGGAGAAAGAAGCGGUCAGCCCGGAUCAUACGUCUCAAAAAUUGAAGCCGCGCAUCGAGUUCACGGCACGUGUCUACGCUGUCUAUCCUCAAGAUAAGAAGGUCAAGCUGUCGGUAAUCCGGCGAGGCAACAGUGAUACGGCCCUGACGCUGAACUACAGUACCGUGGAUGGUAUUGGCAAGAAGGAUUUGCACUACUUACCAAAGAUGGAAAACCUGCGCUUUGCCCCGCAGGAAAUGCAAAAAGACAUCGUCAUCGAUUUGGUCGAUGGAGCGGAUUGGAGACCAAACACCGUCUUCUACGUCCACCUGAAAAUUGUGGACCAGGACGAGGGCGGCAAAACGAAACUUGGUGAAUGCAAUAUCGCUCACGUCAAAUGUCCCGAGGAUACCACAUCCUUUAGUGGAACGCCGAACGUUGAAUUUGUCAAGGGAAACUAUGUUUGCAAGGAAAACUGUGGCUGGGUGCGGGUCUUCAUCACAAAGAGGGGCAAGACUAAAACUCCCCAUGAUGUCGGCGUUCGUUUCGAAACUGAAGACAUUUCGGCGAAUGCUAAUGAAGACUACGUUCCCUAUAAGAAUGCGCUGUUGUAUUUCAAGGGCCAAGAGUACGAAAAAUACAUCGAUGUUGAAGUCGUUGACGAUAAGGACGACGAGAAAGAUGAGACGUUUUCGGUCGAGCUGCUAGGAACUGAGGAUCGGGAAACUACAAUCGGCAACAAAAAACGCACGAUCGUGACUAUCAUUUCGGACGACAAUGUCUUGAAAAACAUUACAAAUACCAGAAAAUUGGUCGGCUACUAUUUGAAGCGGAUGACGCCUGGACAGGCCACCUGGCGCGAGCAAAUCAUCAACGCCGCUUCGGUGAAUUCUGGAGAUGUGGCCAACGCUACUGUACUCGAUUGCGUAUUGCAUGGAUUGGCUUUCCCGUGGAAGUUCGCCUUCGCCUUCGUCCCGCCGCCAAUGAUGAUGGGCGGCUGGUUGUGUUUCGUUGUCGCAUUAAUAGCCAUCGGAUUGGUGACGGCCGUCGUAGGCGACAUUGCUUCAAUCUUCGGUUGUAUGGUCGGAAUGCCGGACGCCAUCACCGCCAUCACAUUAGUUGCCCUUGGAACGUCAUUGCCGGAUACUUUUGCGAGCAAAAUCGCUGCUGAAAACGAUGAUUCCGCUGACAACGCAGUCGGAAACGUGACCGGCUCGAACUCUGUGAACGUCUUCCUUGGCCUGGGUCUGCCGUGGUUAGUCGCCGCCUUCUACUGGUGCGACAAGGGCCAACCUUUCGUCGUGAAGGCUGGGGACCUAGGCUUUAGCGUUGCGGUUUUCACAGUCUUCUCCAUCAUCUUCCUCAUCGUCCUCGUCGCCCGCAGAAUGCUGGCCGUUUUCGGAAAAGGAGAACUCGGCGGGCCACCAGGUCCAAAAAUCGCAUGCGGCGUCUUCUUCAUCCUCCUCUGGGUCGCUUAUAUCGGCCUUUCCAUCUGGAAAACACAG
Messenger RNA from Mesorhabditis spiculigera, 2214 nucleotides. Lineage: Eukaryota; Metazoa; Nematoda; Chromadorea; Rhabditida; Rhabditidae. The record is from the annotation of a GenBank genome assembly.